Molecule: messenger RNA, 6213 nt
Organism: Aedes albopictus (Asian tiger mosquito)
Lineage: Eukaryota; Metazoa; Arthropoda; Insecta; Diptera; Culicidae
Product: lutropin-choriogonadotropic hormone receptor
Exons: 11
Coding region: 190-3141 (983 amino acids)
Biological process (GO): activation of adenylate cyclase activity; adenylate cyclase-activating G protein-coupled receptor signaling pathway; hormone-mediated signaling pathway
Cellular component (GO): plasma membrane
Molecular function (GO): protein-hormone receptor activity; protein binding; G protein-coupled peptide receptor activity
Source: RefSeq, a predicted model, not a curated record
AAUAAUUUAUUAACUACAAUUAAGGCAGGAGAUUUUCCGCUUUUGGAAAGUUUACACAUUUUAUUAGUUAAAAGGAAUCAAAUAAGUGAAAUUACUUCCGGUGCUUUAUCAAAUUUAACUCGUUUAAAAGUUUUAGAAUUAGAUGAUAAUGUGUUAAGUUCAGUGCCUGUUGGCUUGGAGAAUCUCGUGAUGCUGCAGGAACUGUCAGCAUCCGGUAACCGUAUCCGAUGGAUCUCAAAGGAUGAUUUCCCGAAAAGUCUAGUCACACUUGAGCUCAAAUCUAAUCCGCUAGUUGGCAUCAAACCCGGUGCACUGCAGAACAUGCCACGACUACGAAAGCUAAUACUUUCCGAUGUUCGAGGCCUCCAAGAACUACCUCCACUAGAUGGCUGCACUUCGCUGGAAGUGCUGCGGAUCGACAGAGCCAACCUUACCAAACUACCUGAUCAUAUUUGUAAGACUUCACCACGCUUAAGGAGUUUAGACUUGAAAUCCAAUAGAUUGCGAAUCAUUCCAAAUGUGACAAACUGUCGUGAUUUAAGAGUUUUAGAUUUAGCGGGUAAUAGCAUAAGCUCACUCCACGGAGCCCCCUUCUCUAGUCUCAGCCAGCUGCACGAUCUGCUGCUGUCGCACAACGAAAUCGAAUCGAUUCCGCACGAUGCAUUCGUUGGCCUCUUUCGAUUGCAAGUCCUCGACAUGGAAGCAAACCAUAUCUACUUCAUCCACCAGGACGCCUUCAGGCCGCUAAUCAAACUGGAAGAUUUAAACCUGGGAAACAAUAUGUUUCCCAAUCUUCCCACGGCAGGCCUGGCACGUCUGCUACACCUGAAAACGUUCAACAAUCCAAACCUAAGGGAAUUCCCACCACCGUUGUCCUUUCCCCGCAUUCAAACGCUGGUGCUCUCCUACGCCUACCAUUGCUGUUCGUUCCUGCCGCUGGUGGCCAGUGCCCCGAAAGUUCCUAAACAUCAUCCCAUCAAGGAGGAGGUCCUCUUCCCGACUGACAACGAGUUCGAUAUGAGCUUGUGGAACAACAGCUACAACGACAUCUGGCCACAACUACACAAUCUGAGCAAAAAGUUCGGAACGCAGAUAAACGAGCUGCUGCACGCCUACGGCCCCGAAUACUACCCAGGAGGGAUGCCCACUUAUCCGGAGGAGUACUUUGAAGAGGAAGGCGGCGCCAGCCAUCCGAUUCCCACGGCCCAACCGGGUACGAUCCAAUGCGUACCGGAGCCGGGACCUUUCAUGCCCUGUCAGGACCUCUUCGACUGGUGGACGCUUCGUUGCGGCGUAUGGGUCGUGUUCCUACUGGCGAUGCUUGGCAACGGAACGGUUGUGUUCGUGCUGAUCUUCUCCAGAUCGAAAAUGGACGUGCCACGGUUCUUGGUGUGCAACUUGGCAGCUGCAGAUUUCUUCAUGGGGAUUUACUUGGGGUUUUUGGCGGUGGUUGAUGCUUCCACCCUAGGAGAAUUCCGAAUGUAUGCUAUACCGUGGCAGAUGAGUGCCGGAUGCAAGCUGUCCGGAUUUCUGGCGGUAUUAUCAUCGGAGCUGUCAGUUUACACUUUAGCUGUGAUUACACUGGAAAGAAACUACGCCAUUACCCAUGCCAUGCAUUUGAACAAGAGACUAUCAUUGAGGCAUGCCGGCUACAUCAUGACCAUAGGAUGGACAUUCGCCAUAACUAUGGCAAUUCUUCCCUUGUUUGGAGUUUCAGACUACCGGGUGUUUGCCGUAUGUCUUCCAUUCGAAGUCACCAACGGAACCGGUAGCUUAGCCUACGUCGUGUUUCUAAUGUUUAUCAACGGAGUAGCUUUUCUCAUAUUGAUGGGGUGCUACUUGAAGAUGUAUUGCGCUAUCCGAGGUUCCCAAGCAUGGAACUCCAACGAUUCGCGAAUAGCAAAGCGAAUGGCGCUGCUAGUCUUUACCGACUUUAUCUGUUGGUCUCCCAUAGCGUUCUUCUCGUUGACAGCCGUUUUCGGGCUGCACCUAAUCUCUCUAGAGCAAGCCAAAGUAUUCACAGUUUUCAUUCUACCUCUCAACUCCUGUUGCAACCCGUUCCUCUAUGCCAUCCUUACUAAACAGUUCAAGAAAGACUGCGUCCUCAUCUGCAAGGCAAUUGAGGAAUCUCGCGUAACGCGAGGCAUCGGUCGCUGUCGGCACAGUUCCAACUUCAGCAACCGUCACACACCUGCCAACACCAAUUCGCUGGUGGAAAGAUCCUCUCGCGAGCUUCCGCCACUACUGCCAGGUCAGACGUGUAACUGUUCGGCGAAACUCAUGGAACAAGAAAAUCUGCGCCGACGCCUCCAACAGCAGAGUACAUUCUCCAAAACGUGGCGCAGGUUACUGUGCAAUCUCGGUCAGCGAAACGAUGGUCGCCGUGGCAGACGGAACGGUGACCAGUAUGCGUACCAAAUCGCAGAAAUCCAACAGAAGCAGCACAAACGUGCCGGAUCCGUAUCGUCCAGCGAAAACUUCAGUUCGUCUCGGUCGGAUUCGUGGCGGCACGCUCAGCACCACUGUGGUAUUCCUCUUCGACUUCUGGAUCCUCGGCGGAGGCACACUUCAUGGUUGAUCACAAGGAAAACCUCCCAGGAUUCGAAUCUGUCCAGUUCGCGGAAUGAUUCCUCCGGGUCUACUGCCACGCAGAGUACGGGAACGUGGCGGAUAUCGCGGUCCAGUGCCAGCAAUUCGGUGGUGCUGCCCGGGGUGAAGAUUGAUGGCGUUCCACAUCCACAUCAUACAAGUGGCGCCCGUCAAUCAAUCCCCGGUGGAAAGCCUCGCCUCGUGCGCCAGUCAGCCGUUCAGGACGACACACAGGAACUGUCCUGUUCGCCGCCACGGCUCGGUGUGCGUUUCCUGCCCACAAUCCCGUCGGCAGCCGACAGCAGUAUUCAGCUGGAUGACGACACCGCCGAAGCCCAUUCGAGCCCCUCGUCAUGCCACAGUGAGCCCGCCAUUUGCGAUGCGGAUGUGGAGGCGGCUGCUGGCGCGGCCGGUUCCGGUCCCAGCGGUGGUGGCCAACAACAGCAGCCACAACAGCAAAGCAUGUCCCCUGCUCCUUUCUACGCCAUCCUUCACGCGGGAAAUCCUCAGGCAACUGUCUCUAGUCUCAAAGAUAAAACAAAGCCACCGUGAGCGGCCGGGGAGCUGCUUUAGAGUUAAGGAUACCGCGCUAGAACAAGUAUUGAUCUUCUCGCUUCCUCUCUUUCCUCUUGUUUUAUGUUUCGGUUUCUAAAGUGCUUACUCAGAGAUGUUUAAUUAGUCAAAAAGGCCCCAUUAAUUGGAUUUCUAUCGGUGAUGGGGAAGCGCUCAAAGUGAACAUCAUUUUCGACACGAUUAUCCGGCGGUCGAUAUGAAUUUUAUCUACUUACAUACUAUCUAGCGAUAAUGAAAAUCCGAACCAGUGUGAUACUUGAAAGAAUACUUUUUACUUGUAGGAUAUAUAUUGGUAAUAAUUUAUUGUAAAAAAAUAGGUUAGAUUAAUCAUAUGACAAAUCGGGCAUUCAUAGAAAAGGAACAAAGAUGAGUGAUGAAAGUUCGACAAUUUAGGUAUUUUUAUUAUUUUUCUUUAUUAUCGAGAUUUUCAGCCCUCGGCUGGUUCAUCUCAAUUUAGGUAAUUUUUGUAAUUUGAAGGUUGAACAAAAUAAUAAUUUUCAUAUGCUUUUUAACUUCAGUAUUUUAUAGUUCUUUAUGUGACUAGUUUCAAAAAGUUGAUUUUUUCAGCACGAGUCGUACAUUGAUCAAACAAGCUUGCCGAAGAGUGCUGCAAAAAUUGAGUUUUGAAACGAAUUACAUUUAAUAUUUUUUGCGGAGACUUCACUGGAUAUUCACUGGAAUAUCAUGAUUUGAUUCAGUAUUAUCGUGUUUUCCGAGGAUUUAAUAGGAACACCCACGUGUUGUAUCAUAAGCAAGCCGUGCAGAUUUUUAAGCUAAUACCGUGGAAACACAGGUUGUUUCCAAAUCCAAACAUUUACAUUAUGGUAUGCAAAUGAAAUAAGUUGCAUUAUGAAUCAUAAUGCAACUCAUUCGAAUAGUGAGGAAAAGUAGGCCGGUAAGAUACCAAAACGGCAAGUGUAAAAUUAAAUUUAAAGUGCCUACACUGAAAGACGGCUUGCGGUAAUGACCAUCAUAAAAAUAUUUUCAAAUUUACCAUGGCAGAACAUGAUAAUCGACCAACAAACGCUUCUUGUGUGUAUUUUGUUUGCUGCCAUAUCAACCGGUUCGACAGCCUAGUGGUGGCGUGCGAGCCUGGUGAUCUCAAGGUUUUUGGUUCGAAUCCGGUUGUCAACUAAAACUUGUUUCAAUUGUUGAAAUGAAACAAAAAUCAGUCUGCAAAAAUUUAGUGGCGUUAUGUAUAUUAAAUUGUGACCCUCAGGGCCUCAGAAUAGUAAUUUCAACCGCAAGUCGUCUUUCAGUCUAGUUGCAAAAACUGAUUUUAUUGCAUUUGUUCUAUAGGGGGUUUGCUUUUGAAGUUCCCUUAGGGAGUUCCGUAAGGAAGUUCCCUUAGGAUUCCCUAAGUGCCCAGAUAGCCAUAGCGAUAAGCGCACGGGUAUUCAGCAUGAUCAUGCUGAAGAUGACCGAUUAAAAUUUCCGAUUGAUCUAGGAACUUUUUGUUUACUAAGUAAUGGGUUUCAAUGCAAACUAUCCUCAAAAGAAAUUUUUCUAUAUUGAUAUUUGAGAGAUUCCAUGAAGACGUUCUGAGGGAUUUUUUUUUCAUAAAUUCCUGCGCCCCAUUUGGAUCGUUUUUGCUGAUCAUGACGAUAUAUUUUAGUGAUUAGGUAAAAUAUCAGUCCAAGGACCAGCAUUAUGUCCGUACCGGGAAAUUUUCUAAAAUUCAUGAUUGUAAAAUAGAGUCUACCUUUAGGAGUUGCUUAGAGAUUUCUUCUAAAAUUUCUUAAAGAAUUUCGUUAUUAUUGCAAGAACCCAUUUCAUGACUUCAGCAAAAAUUCUCCAAAGCUACCUCCAGGAAUUCCUUUUUUAUUUUUCUAGGAGUUUCACCAAAGAUUGUUGCACAAAAUUCUCAAGAGGUUCCUUUGAAAAUUGAUCCUAAAAUUUUUCCAGCGAUCCCUUCAGAAAUUCCAACUUUUAAUUUGCAGGGAUGAUUUCAGAAAUUGCUUGAGCUUCAAGAGAUUCUUUUCUGGAAUUCCAUCUGAGAUUCUCUCAAAUAUAACUUUAAAAACUUCUCCAGAAAACUAUCACUUGAUUCGUCUUAUAAGUUCGUCAUACUUUCCUCCACGAAUUGCACCACAAUUGGUACCUUUCCAAUAGAUUCUUUCAGAUUUGUUGCAGGAAUAACUUUAGAGAUUCUUUCAGAAAUUCUUCCAAAAAUCAGUACCGGGUUUAUUUUUUGUCGUUUCUCCAGGAAUAUGUCAAGAAAUUAAUUAUGGCAGAGCAUUCUCCACAUUUCUAGGCCUUCCUUUGUGGAUUCCUUCGAAAAAUUUAAUUUCCUUAGAAGCAUAGUAUAGUGAUUUCUUCAAGAAUUCUUCCAGAUUUGUUUCAAAUUUAUACUGGGCUGCCUCCAGAAAUUUCUCUAGCGAUUAUUUAAGAAUAUGUUUCAUAAUGUCUACAGUUCCUGCUCAGAUUCCUGCAGAAAUUAUUUCAAGGAUUUUUUAAGGCUUACUACUGAAAUUCCUUAAGAAUGUUCUUUUCAGAGACUUCUUCAGGAUUUUUUUUCUUGAGAUCCUCCAAAAGUUUUACAUAAAAUUGUUCUAAGAAUUCCUCCAGAAUCAUCACAAGAUGUUCCCCAGGUAUUAACCAGAAAUUCUUGCAGAAAUUUCUUCAUAAAAUUUUAUUUAGUAAUCUCUUAUGGAAUUUUUCAAAAAAAAAAAUCAAUCUUGGAAUAUCCAGUGCACAGUGGUCCACGAACCAUAUUUACGAGGAAAGAUGCAUUCAACGCCUUCGAACGAGUUUUUAGACAAAUAUGGUCUUCUACAAAGUUGUCCCUAAUAAUAAGGCCCUCUUUCCAAUGUGAAUGAAAAUUAGGGUGGUCCAUGUUUUCAAAGAAACUGGGAAUCAAACUUUUUUAUUUGCAAGUAUAACGUUGUACAUUCUUCGGGAAAGUUGUAGAUCUAUCAAUUUUGAGCAAGUUUGCUGAAGACACUAUUUAUGUGGCUCUAAAAUUGACCGAUCUAGAGGAUUUUUUUCCGAAUUAGCUUAGGGUGGUUCAUGAAAAACCGGUUUUCUGGCGUUAACUUUUUCAGUUUCGAU